GAAGUGGAGGAGCAGGAAAAGGAGGAGGAGGAGGAGGAGGAAGAGCAGGAGGAGCAGCAGGAGCAAGGAAGCAGCAGUAAUUCAGACUAAGCCGCACAUAUUGAUUAUUAUCACUGGAGGCACCAUAUGUAUGGAUUAUGGAGGAGAACUCUCAUCUUUGAGGCCUCAGAGACUGGCGCAGCGGCUGCAGCAACUACCAGAACUACGUGAUUCCUCUCUUCCUAACUUUGAUGUUCUCGAGUGGGAAACACUUGUCGACAGCAGCGACAUAUCUGUGGCUCACUGGCAACGCCUCGCUACUCAAAUACAGCAGUUCUACGAUCCAUAUGAUGGAUUCGUCAUUUUGCAUGGAACGGAUACGUUGGCGUACACCGCCUCCGCGCUGUCGUUUAUGCUGGAGAAUUUAGCGAAGCCCGUGGUUCUCACGGGCUCGAUGCUUCCUAUGCUGCAUAUAGCAACAGAUGCAAAGCGAAAUUUGGUAGCCAGCAUGUUGAUCGCUGGCUGCUCGGAGCUGCGGGAGGUGGCAGUCGUGUUUGGUGCGCACGUGAUGCGUGGCUGCAGAGUCACCAAGUUUGAUUGUGCGGGUUUCGAAGCUUUUGCUUCUCCAAAUUGUCCGUCUCUUGGGAUGGUCGGCGUAGACGUCAUCAUAAACGAAGAAGCUCUGCUGUUGCGUCAGGCUGCCUCUGCGUCUGCUGCAGCUCUUGCUGCUGCUGCAGGACCUGCCGCCUUUCGUCGGGGGCUGCCGGCAGCUGCUGCGCACGCGUCUUCUUCGUCUCCUUUUCCUCCCUCUGCGUUGUCUGCUUCCGGUACUCGCAGCGGGGGAGAGAACGUUAAUGAGGAAAAACAGGGAGGUCCAGAUUACGCGCAUGCUGCUGCUGCAGGCGGCUAUGCCGCUCCUCCUGGGGGUGGAGAAGGAGCAAGAGAUGGAGGUCUUAGGGUGUUCUCCAGCAUGGCUGAAAACAUCGUUGCCUUGCCGCUGACGCCGUUUCUUCCAAUGAGAAUUCUGCAGUUGCUCUUGUCGGGGGAAGCAUGUGCGAAGAAGACGCGGCUGUUGCACGAGACACGAGCAGCAGCCGGCGAGCACCAGAAGCUGCAGCAACGAGGAGGAGAAGCAUUAGAAAAGAGAGAAGCAGCAGACGCAGCAGGAAGCGAGAGGGAAGACGGCGGAGAGCCAGGGGUAUGCAAGACGAAGAUAAAGGGAGAAGCAGGCGAAGAAGGGGGACAUCGGUCGCCUCUUAGUGUAGUACUACUUCUGUACGGCUCUGGGACUGCUCCGGGAAACCCAGAGCUGCUCAGUACUAUUCAGAGAGGCAUAGAGAGAGGCGUCAACAUUGUUAUCCUUUCACAGUGCAGGCGCGGCUGUGCGAAUCUUCUUGCGUAUGAAAAUGGAGUGAGGCUCCACAACUUAGGCGUCAUCAGUGGAAAGGACUCAACUCUCGAAGCCUGCGUUGCCAAACUGUCCUAUCUAACUGUCGACCACUGCGACGCGCACUUUUCUCAGGCUUUUCAGAAAAGCUACCGAGACUUGAUAGCGGCAGCUGCUGCCUCGGGUCAGGUCAGGAGCAACAAUCGCUGCCAGAGUCGACUGGGCGGCAAAGAUGUGGCGUGUUGCGUGGCACACCUCGGCCCGCGGAUCGCCACUGUAUAUCCCUUCUGCGAAACAUCACCUACCGUAUGCGGUGAAGCCAAAGCCAUCAAAUGCCGCAUCGAUGAGCUGUCCUGGUGGUCAGGUGCGACUUCAAAUCGCACGGCGCCUCACGGCGCAGGGGUUCGAUUCCUCCUUCGGUGCGCCUGCUAUAUCCCAACAGAAAUGGAAGAUUCCAACGGAGAUGGUUUCUACCACUCCACCGCCGAGCCUGAGCGCCUCGGUCGUUACAGAAGAGCGGGCCGACGCCAGCUACGGAAGCUCUCCUUGACACCAAGUCUCACGGCGCAGAGUUUUCUAGUGAUUCUUCGCUGGAUAAGGAACGCACAUGGAGGUGUGUAUCCCGCGAAUACGCGGUUGUCGAAGUCCACGCAUCCGGAGCCUGGCCGACCCGCGCGGGCCUGCGCCGCGUGCCGGCCGACCCCACGAGAGGCCCUCAUCCGCGCAGGCUUGAGGAGGGAUGAUGGUGUCUCUGGCCGCUUCAGGGGGUGCCGGCUCCGCGUCGUGCGGCGGAAGGUCACGCGGGUUAAAGAGAAAAGUCGGGCGGCUCCUGCGGAAGGUCACGUGUUGCGCGUCACGGACCCGGCGGGGACGGCUUCGGCCCUUGAGCAGUGCGGUGUAGAUACACCUGAAGAACGAACCGCGCCUCGCUGCAAAGAUCAAGUUUUCGCAGCAGGAAACUACGCAGUCUCAUCGCGGCUGGCAUUCGCGACGUAUGAGACUGCAGAAGAAGCAAAGACAACUAUUGACGCCCUUGACGGAAAAGAGAUAUUUCCAGUGAGAAGAAGUCGCUCUGUCUUAGAAGAGCUCUGUUUUAGAAGGAGCUAUUUCAGCAGGACUCUACACACGUAUGCAUGCGUGCUGGCCUGCGCUAAUGUGUUGAAAUAUGAAACAGGACUGACGCAGUGGGAGAAGCCGCCCGAGUUGGAGAACGCUGCGCGUCCGGCUUCGCAGCAGCGCUCCUCCAUUGGAAUGCUAGGGAAUUCGGCUACUCGCUUCGGGCCUCCGGUUUCAUUAGGGACUAUUGCCGUACCUCUGCUGCUUGCCUUGGCUGCUGCCGCGUCCUGCUGCUGCUGCUGGUGUUGCUGCUCCUCUUUGCUGCUGCUCCUUGCUCGUGCUGCUCGCUGGUGCUCCUUGCUGCUGCUGCUGCUUGCUGAUGGUGCUUGUUGCCGCAUGAUACUGCCGCAUGUUGCUGCUUGCUGCUGCUGCUGCUUGUUGCUGUUGCCCGCUGCUGCUACUGGCUGCUGCUAUGCUGCUUUCUUGCUGCUGCUGCUGCUACUGCUGCUGAUAACUGCUUCUGCUAUUGAUUGCUGCUGCUUUGCUUCUGCAGGCGGUGAAUGCCAUCAGAGGCAUGCACGGCUUUUGUGUAGCUGGGCGGUUUCUUCGUGUACAACUUAA
Molecule: messenger RNA, 3043 nt
Organism: Rangifer tarandus platyrhynchus (Svalbard reindeer)
Lineage: Eukaryota; Metazoa; Chordata; Mammalia; Artiodactyla; Cervidae
Source: the annotation of a GenBank genome assembly